AGUGAGAGCUUCAAAACUGACUAUUAUCACCGUCGCAAUAAGGUGAUACACAUUGGACACUCAUCAUCCUUUUGCUGAGUAUUAGUAAGGACACCCACGGAUGCGGAUCUCGUUAAAAACAACGUUUAACACUAGAUCAGUGAUAUUUAACAGAUAUGCCGACAUCUUAAAUUCAGUAUCGACACAGCGGUAGAUGGUAUUGCACACCUAAUCUGUGAAGGGCUAAUUAUUUUAUUAGUGUUUAAACAGCCGUUUAACAGAUCUUCGCCACAGUUUUAUAUCAUCAACUAACUAUUUAUCAACAUUUACAUUUCACUUAAAAUCAGUUUCUGUUCCGAUCCGGAGAAGCUGUUCUGUGGAAUUUAAGUUAGAUUGAUCAAUUGAGUUUACUUGUAGUACAGACUUUCUGACCAUGAGUUCCUCGGACGAAGACAGAGGUAGGGCAGAAGGAGAAAUGUCAAGCCCUGGUCAUUCAGAACCUAUCUUUAUUAGAGCUUCGGAUCGUUAUCCAAGGACUCCAAAAUGUGCUCGAUGUCGAAAUCAUGGCGUUGUAUCCGCUCUAAAAGGACAUAAACGAUAUUGUAGAUGGCGAGAUUGUGUCUGUGCAAAAUGUACAUUGAUCGCUGAACGACAAAGAGUAAUGGCGGCACAAGUAGCCUUGAGGAGGCAGCAAGCUCAAGAAGAAAACGAAGCCAGGGAAUUGGGGCUACUUUAUGGCAAUAAUGGACUACUUCAAUUCAAUCCCGAAACAGUCGACAUCUAUCCAGACGCUAAGAAAUACAUGAUGAACAAACCUACAGGUCACACUAAUCAGGGUUCCACACCUUCUGCAACUGUUCCAAGCUCCCAAGAUGAAGGUCACAUGCAUCAUAUUUCCAAAAAAGCUCGUGUAGAACAUGACCCUGAAGAAUCCGGAAGUGGAUGCUCAUCACCAAAUGUUGAUUCCCGACCUGUGUCUCCUGAAACACACGAACGGCCCCGAACGGAAGACAGAACACCGUCUCCAAGCGGAAGUGUUUCGCCUAAAAUGUCACCGGAACCGUCAAGAAUUCCAAUCAGUGACGAGGCCAAAAGAGACUUUUUAGCAAAAUCUACCUACGAAGAACAUUAUCAUGGUUUGGGACCAAAGCGUCAGCCUGUCGAAGUGCUAUCGCGUGUUUUUCCUCAUAUGAAUAGAAGUGUUUUACAGUUGAUAUUACAGGGCUGCGGCGGAGACACCGUUCAGGCUAUAGAACAAAUCUUGAACAACAAAAAUGAUCAUACGACCACGUCUACCCCUAGUCAGGUUUCUCAAGCCCAGAGUGUCUUCCCACAAUCUUACUUUACGUCACCACUCAACUCAAACGCCUUUAAAUCAGCGUUUUCGCCGAUAGGGGCGCCACCGACAGCUCAUCUCAACUCAAUUAGAUACACUUAUGGUGCUGGAGCGAGGGGUUUGGCGCUGACUAUGCCUUAUCCUCCAGUUCUGCCAGGUCUUACUAUGGGUUCAGCUUAUGGUUACAGCGGACUUUCUAAUGGCAACAAGGCGUUUCAUUACGCCAUGUGUCCAUGCUGUACAACUAAACCAUAUUCUCAGCAGUCUUCGGAUAAAGGUACCCCAUGUCUUAGUGAUUAAUUUCGUCUCAAAUAUUCUGACCGGAUUAUAUGAAUUUUAUUAUUAAAAAUCGUAAUUUUACAUGAUUAUGACACUGAAACUGUAUUAAGUCAUCAUAUUUUUGUAAAAAUAAAAAAAAGAGACGGUUCCUUCUAAUCGUGAUCUGUUUGUUUUAGGAAAUUUCCAGGGAUAUAGAACUGAUUUUUUAACAAUUUCACCUCUUAAUUGUUUGAAAUAAAAAUUACGCAGUUUAUUUAACAGUUUUAAGAGUUGUAAUUAUAAUAGUUAUUUUUGGUUUGUUUUUAACAAUUAAUAUGUAAGAGGUUGCAAAAAACACCACCUCAUUUUCCACCAAUCGGCGUACUUAAAUACUUGGUCAUAAGGAAGAAAUUAAUUCUAAUUUAAGGAGAUUGGAAAUAAUUCUUGGUUAAUUUAUUUAUUGAUCUGUAUUCAUUAUGUAGAUAUAAUAUAAAAUUUAUCAUUAUGUAUAUUUAUUAUUUUUAAAUAAUGUGAAAUAUGUAAAUAUCGUUUUAAGUAUUGUAGAAAAAAAACAACGUUUGAACAUAUUUUCUUUAACUGUUAUUGUUAUACAUUGAUGUUCGUUUUUAGUGCUCAAUUAACGGAUCCGAAAUCCAUUUGUGAAGGCUGAAAAUAUAUUUAACAAAUUUCUGUGCUUUGUAUGCCUAACUUAAACCUUAUAACCUAUCUGAAAUCCAUUUGUGAAGGCUGGAAAUGUAAUUUGAAUUUAUAACUUAUCUGAAAUCCAUUUGUGACGACUGGAAAUGUAUUUUAAAUUUGUCUUUGCUUUGCUUUGUAAUUUAUCUGUAAGUGAAGGUUGGAAAUAUUUUUUGAAUUUAUAACUUAUCUGAAAUCCAUUAGUGAAGGUUGGAAAUAUUUUUUGAAUUUAUAACUUAUCUGAAAUCCAUUAGUGAAGAUUGGAAAUAUGUUUUGAAUUUAUAACUUAUCUGAAAUUCAUUAGUAAAGGUUGGAAAUAUUUUUUGAAUUUAUAACUUAUCUGAAAUCCAUUAGUUAAGAUUGGAAAUAUGUUUUGAAUUUAUAACUUAUCUGAAAUUCAUUAGUAAAGGUUGGAAAUAUUUUUUGAAUUUAUAACUUAUCUGAAAUCCAUUAGUUAAGAUUGGAAAUAUGUUUUGAAUUUAUAACUUAUCUGAAAUUCAUUUGUGAAGGUUGGAAAUAUAUUUUCAUUUUGACUUUGCUCUGUACGUUUAAGUCUUAUAUACAUAUUUUCCUAAAAAAAUUCAAUUUGAUAAAAGUUUUCAGUGAACAUAUUGCUACUGAAAUUAUAAUAAAAUUAUCUGCCCAAGCCCUCCCCCCACCCACCCACACCCACACACACACCCACACACACACACACUUAGUAGCAGUAGCAUCAGCUUAGAUUAGAAUGGAAGACGUAGCGUAGAUAUAUACUUAAUGUCAUCAUAAUAUUAUUGACCAUUGAAUAAAUCAUAAUAUUAUUUAGCAUAUUACUGAAACCCAAUCAUAAUAUAAAUCAAAUACUUAGUUGUAUUUGUAAAAUUCGUGAGCUGCAUAAAAUACAUUGUAAUUAUAAAUCUUUUAUUUCGUUUCAAGUAGUCUCAGUCCUGUUGUAACACAGUGACAGGUGUAAAAUGCAUACUUCUUGUCAUUGUUUUAAAUAAUUAUAUAUUCACCUUAUAUUAUGUCGAGUAGCUUCCCCUCUUCGUACGCUCUGUUUAUUGCUGAUUGAAUAAUGCCAUUUGUCUUCGUUCCCGUAUCCCUGGUGUACAAGAAAUUAAAGCCUCCUAAGGUCAUUCUUUUCCAAACUACAAUAUUGUGAAAGUUGCAUCUCUAAACUGAAUAUCGAUUCAACAAUAAUCCAAUUCCGUUCAGAAUUGAAAAUUCAGCAUCUAAUGUCUAACGGGCGUCAUCCUUUAAGUUUAGCUGAAUCGUUCAAUGGGUCUUUUUCUAACUCGGAAUAAAUCAAUACCGGGAAAUUAUCAACGAUUGAUAUCUUGAUUUUGUUUUUCUGGUUAAUUGUUACAUAAUCAAUGUGAGUAAAUUUUACGAAGAAUCCGAAUGACGCACGGAGGCUUUAAUUAUGUACAUAAUUAUUUUGUAAAUAGAAAUGUUCUUGAACAUUGUUUGUAAAUAAUUGAUGUAAAUAUGUUUACCUUUGAAUGUUCCUCAGAAAUAAAAUUUUAAAAUUUCA
Patella vulgata (common limpet) is the source of this 3782-nucleotide messenger RNA. RefSeq names its product doublesex- and mab-3-related transcription factor A2. Gene Ontology annotation, molecular function: RNA polymerase II cis-regulatory region sequence-specific DNA binding; DNA-binding transcription factor activity, RNA polymerase II-specific; protein binding. Gene Ontology annotation, cellular component: nucleus. The transcript is spliced from 2 exons. Bases 413 to 1615 code for a protein of 400 amino acids. NCBI's taxonomy places the organism in Eukaryota, Metazoa, Mollusca, Gastropoda, Patellidae. Gene Ontology annotation, biological process: sex differentiation; regulation of transcription by RNA polymerase II. The record is from RefSeq and is a predicted model, not a curated record.